Molecule: messenger RNA, 1069 nt
Organism: Candoia aspera
Lineage: Eukaryota; Metazoa; Chordata; Lepidosauria; Squamata; Candoiidae
Gene: PAQR6
Product: progestin and adipoQ receptor family member 6
Exons: 7
Coding region: 29-1054 (341 amino acids)
Cellular component (GO): membrane
Molecular function (GO): signaling receptor activity
Source: RefSeq, a predicted model, not a curated record
AGAAGAAUUCUGCCUCCCAUCCCCAGAAAUGUUAACCAUCAAGUUGCCUCAAAUCUUCAGGGUCCACCAGGUACCUCGGAUUUUCUGGGAAGAAGGCAUUAUGUCAGGGUACCGACACCCCAGAAGCUCUGCCUUGGAUUGUGUUCUCAGCUCCUUCCAACUGAACAACGAAACGGUCAAUAUUUGGACACACUUCCUUCCAACUUGGUAUUUCUUAUGGCGGUUCGUGAUGCUCUCCUAUAGCCUGGACUUCUGGAGUGACACCUACAGCUGGCCAUUCCUGGCCUACAUGACUCUCGUCUGCCUCUAUCCGUUCACGUCUAGCUGCGCUCACACCUUCAGCACCAUGUCCACACGUGCGCGGCACAUCUGCUAUUUCCUGGACUACAGUGCCCUCAGCCUCUACAGUUUGGGCUGUGCAUUUACAUAUGGCGCCUACGCAAUGCCCGACUGCUGGGUCAACGGCCUGUGGCACCACUGCUUUGUCCCCGGGGCCGCCAUAAAUUCCUUUAUCUGCACCAGCCUUUCUUGCUAUUCUCGGUUCCUGGAGCUGGAGUGGCCCCGCUGGAGCAAGACUGCCAGGACCGCUGCCUUCGUCUACCCGUUCUUCUUUGACAACGUCCCGCUGUUCUUCAGGCUUUUGUUCUGUUUUGGGGAUGAUUGUGCGUGGAACAAUUCUGUGGCUGGUUACUUCUAUCACCUUUUCUUUGCCGGGCUCACCGGCUUCCUCUUCGCGUCUCAUCUGCCGGAACGGCUAGCCCCUGGUCGCUUUGAUUUCAUUGGUCACAGCCACCAGCUGUUUCACAUCUGCGCAGUGGUUGGCACCCAUUUCCAGCUGGAAGCGAUUCUGGGGGACAUGCACUCUCGGCGGGCCUGGCUCAGCAUCCACACCCCACCGGCCAUGUUCACCCACACCUUUGCCAUCCUGGGUGCCACCUUGCUGGGGAACCUCUUCCUCGUUGCAGCCUUUGCCGUGGCCCUCUUCCGCUUGCCGGCCUCCAUCCGGAUCCUCCAGGGCACCCUCCCUGAGUCGGAGGGAUCCAAGGACAAGUAGGUUGCCCAGGGAUGC